AGCUGCUGUAGCUGCUGCCAGUCGUCAACCGACGUCGCCGGCUUUCAUUUGUCACCGUCCUGGUCGCACAUAUGGAAUGUGACUUGAAAGCUCUGCGAAUGUCACCUGCUUUCCGGAGUCUCUUAUUGCCCAUUUGCCAAAGACCCACUUCUUCGGUUCAAUUACAUAACAAGCUUAGUCUCAGUUCCAGGUCACUUUUGCUCUCUGUUAAAUUAAAGCCCUUGUCUUGUGCUGCUCUGGAAGCGUUUGACUUGAAUCCCAUCAGUGAUUUGGCUCUCAGCAAUGUCCCAAACUCUGAGACUCAGCUUCAUGAAGUAAGAGUAAAUAACGGCAGUUCAACUAAUGAGGAAAUGGUAGGAAGCAAUGUGAAAACCAGGCCUAGAGUUUUCAAUAGCAAAAAGAGGCUUAUACGUUAUUCUGGGAUGCUUCGUACCUGUGUUUUGCAAGGGUCUUUGAAUGAGGGGAAGGUUAUUCAUGGGCAGGUAAUAAAAAAUGGGAUUGAUCCAGAUUUGCAUUUGUGGGUUUCAUUGGUUAAUGUCUAUGCAAAAUGUGGGGAUUGUGGGUACGCACGUAAAGUGCUUGAUGAGAUGCCAGAACAGGACGUUGUGUCAUGGACUACUUUAAUUCAAGGAUUUGUAGUUAAAGGUUUUGGUGUUGAUGCUGUUAAAUUAUUCUGUGAGAUGAAGAAAGAUGGUACGAGAGCAAAUGAAUUUGCAUUGGCAACUGGUUUGAAAGCAUGUUCUUUGUGCUUCGAUUUAGGUUUUGGGAAACAGUUGCAUGCUGAAGCAGUGAAACUGGGGUUCUUUUCGGAUGUUUUUGUUGGUUCCGCCCUUGUCAGUCUUUAUGCAAAAUGUGGUGAGAUGGAACUUGCAGAUACAGUGUUAUUUUGUAUGCCCGAGCAGAAUGUUGUAUCGUGGAAUGCAUUGCUUAAUGGGUAUGCUCAAGAAGGUGAUGGAAAGCAAGUUCUGAAAUUAUUCUGCAGAAUGACGGAAUCAGAAAUGAGGUUGAGCAAGUUCACCUUGUCUACUGUUCUCAAAGGUUGUGCAAACUCGGAAAAUUUGAGAGGAGGUCAGUUUUUGCAUUCCCUAGCAAUUAAAAGUGGGUGCAAGAUAGAUGAAUUCCUGGGUUGCAGUCUCGUUGAUAUGUACUCAAAGUGUGGGAUGGCAAUCGAUGCGGUAAAAGUGUUCAGGAGGAUUAAAAAUCCUGAUGUAGUGGCCUGGAGUGCAAUUAUCACUUGCCUUGAUCAACAAGGGCAAUGCCAAGAAGUGGCUGAGCUAUUUCGUGAAAUGAUAAGCACAGGAAUCUCUCCAAAUCAAUUUAGUCUUUCUAGUAUCAUCAGUGCUGCCACUGAUCUCAAAGAUCUGCAUUUUGGUGAAAGCGUCCAUGCUUUUGCAUGGAAAUACGGUUGUGAAUCUGAUAUUUCAGUCAGCAAUGCUCUAAUCACAAUGUAUAUGAAAAUUGGGCGUGUGCUAGAUGGUGCUCAAGUUUUUGAGGCAAUGACAGAUCGUGAUUUGAUUUCAUGGAAUUCCCUUUUAUCUGGAACGCACAAUCAUGAAAUAUGUGACCUAGGACCAAGAAUCUUCCACCAAAUGCUUGUCGAAGGUUUCAAGCCCAACAUGUACUCAUUCAUUAGUGUUUUAAGGUCUUGUUCUAGCCUCUUGGAUGUAGGCCUUGGAAAACAAGUACAUGCCCAUAUUGUCAAAACUAGCCUCGAUGACAAUGACUUUGUUGGGACAGCUCUCAUCGACAUGUAUGCCAAAAUUAGGUUCUUGGAAGAUGCUGUGAUAGCUUUCAAUAAAUUGAGUAAUCGGGACCUCUUCAUUUGGACAGUCAUCAUUACGGGUUAUGCACAAAGUGAUCAAGCAGAGAAAGCUGUUGCUUGCUUCAGUCAGAUGCAACAAGAAGGAGUGAAGCCAAACGAGUUCGCCCUUGCUGGCUGUUUGAGUGCUUGCUCCUGUAUAGCUAUGCUGGAAAAUGGGCGGCAGCUCCACUCAAUGGCAAUUAAGAGUGGGCAUUUGGGAGAUUUAUUUGUUAGUAGUGCACUUGUUGAUAUGUAUGCAAAAUGUGGAUGCAUAGGUGAUGCUGAGGAUAUCUUUGGGGACUUAGAUUCACGUGAUACAGUCUCAUGGAACAUCAUGAUAUGUGGAUAUUCCCAAUAUGGGCGAGGAGAGAAGGCUAUUGAAGCCUUUUCAACAAUGUUGAAUGAAGGCGCCAUACCAGAUGAAGUAACCUUCAUUGGCAUCCUUUCUGCAUGCAGCCACCUGGGUUUAGUUGAAGAAGGGAAAAAGCACUUUGACUCACUGAUCAAAGUUUUCAGGAUCACUCCUACAAUUGAGCAUUAUGCUUGUAUGGUUGAUAUUCUUGUUAGGGCUGGAAAAUUUAAUGAGGCUGAAAGCUUCAUUGAGACAAUGAAUCUAACAUUGUAUCCCAUUAUUUGGGAGACUGUUCUAGGGGCUUGUAAGAUGUAUGGUAAUGUAGAAUUUGGUGAAACAGCUGCAAAAAAGCUUUUUGAGCUUAAACCUGAGAUGGAUUCAACUUAUAUCUUACUAUCUAAUAUCUUUGCAGUCAAAGGUAGGUGGGAUGAUGUUAGCAAAGUCAGGAAAUUAAUGUCCAGUCAGGGUGUUAAGAAAAAACCUGGUUGUAGCUGGGUUGAAGUUGACGGACAAGUCAACACUUUUGUCUCUCAAGAUGGUUCACAUCCAAGAAUCAGGGAUAUCCAUUUGAAAUUGGAGGAACUAGGCGAAAAGCUGAAUUCAGUAGGUUAUAUACCGGAAACAGAAGAUGUGCUUCAUAACAUCACUGAAAGAGAAAAAAACGAGCAUCUCCAAUAUCAUAGUGAAAGGUUGGCUCUUGCCUUCUCCCUUAUAAGUACCAAUCCUCCAAAAACUAUUCGGAUUUUUAAAAAUCUACGCAUCUGUGGAGACUGCCAUGAGGUUAUGAAGCUCAUUUCAGAUGUCACAAAUCGGGAAAUAGUUGUUCGUGACGUCAAGCGGUUUCAUCAUUUUAAGAGUGGAACUUGCUCCUGUAAUGACUUCUGGUGAUUUGGCAUUAGAAGCUCUAUAGUUGGGGUAGGGGGUUCACCCACAGAGCAUUUUAAACAUUGUCCUCAUAAUGAACUAUGAACCACAAUCUCCUACCCAAAGAAAUGCAGCUGUAAUCUUAUCAGAGUACUACCUCUCAACGUAUGCCCUGUUUUGAAAGGUUAUUCUUUUGUCCUGAAGCCGCUUCUUUUGUACUCUGCGUCUGCAUAUAUCAUAUCAAUCCUCCUGGCCAUGAGAACUUCGCAAUAGUUCUUGCAGUUGGGAGCUGCUUCGAUUGUCCUGAUGAUCCUGUGCUUCCUGUAAAUGACCUGUCUGAUUCCUUGAGGUUCUCAACUUUUUUGCAGAAUGAUUAACACUUACUUUAUUUUAAUUGAUCUUCAAGUCGCGAGAGUUUGGAACUCUUUGGUUGCUGAUCUCAAGACUCAAAUAUUAGAUACAUUUGCUGGUGUUAAUAUGGGGUUGCAACCAAAGAUAGGUGUAGAAGUAGAUUUUCUUUUUCACUACUCAUGUUCUAAAGUCAUUUGCUCUGAUGAGAUCUUGCACCAUAACUAAUUUCUGAUUGCACAAUCAUCUCCUUGUUCAGGCUUAUGUGCAUGGGGGUGACAGUGGGUGUUCGGUUAGAUACUUUCACCAUUUGCUGUAGUUCCCACCAUUUUUUCCAACUUUGUGUAGAGUAUCUGUCUCAGUUCUUUGAUCAGGGUUUGUACCAUAGAUGAAGUAUAGGGAAAUAAUUCUUGGUUUGGGACUUGUAUUCCCUUAAUGCAGAUCACCCUCUUGGACUGAAUGGUUUUAUCACAAGGUUCCUAUUUCUGUGGCAUGUGCGGUUUGCUAAUAGAGUCUUUCCUUCACCGCCACUUGGAUAAGGAGGUUCGUGGCAGUUCUGAAGUUCCAGAAUGAGAUAAAAGUUGAAGGAUGAAGCGCCCUUUCUUGAGAAUGAAUUGUGUUGUCAUUAAAGUUCAUAGAAUGGAACAUUUAGUAACGUUCUUUAUCACGGUUUUCUUUUGGUCUGGAUUCUUUAUUAUCAGGUUUGACCAGAGGAACGAGCCAAUGCACAAAGAGAGGACCAGAAUAUUGAAACCUCAUAUGCGCUUCACAUGUGGAAAAGCCUGGGUUGUGUAGACCAAACAGCGAGUCUAAGACAAGCAGUAUAAAACUGCAGCUGCUUGGCGUCUAUGCUCUGUGAACUGUGAAGUUUGAAAGCCACAUGUGGACCUCUCUAGUUGUGUUGCUUUCGUCUGGUACCCUUCAUAUUAGUUGCCACCGAAUUUUUUUUGUAUAUAUUCAUUGACCAAAAGAAAAUUGUAUAUGUUCAUUGGGUUCAGGGCAUUAGUUGGCGGCAGGGUUGUAAAUUUGUAAUCCAGGUUCAUUGAGUAAGGCGUAUGAUAUGGAACCUCCAUUUCUUUGAUGA
This is a messenger RNA of Prunus dulcis (almond), 4449 nucleotides long. RefSeq names its product pentatricopeptide repeat-containing protein At3g24000, mitochondrial-like. Gene Ontology annotation, molecular function: RNA binding; protein binding; zinc ion binding. Gene Ontology annotation, biological process: RNA modification. The transcript is spliced from 5 exons. Bases 72 to 3041 code for a protein of 989 amino acids. The record is from RefSeq and is a predicted model, not a curated record. Lineage: Eukaryota; Viridiplantae; Streptophyta; Magnoliopsida; Rosales; Rosaceae.